Messenger RNA from Rhinichthys klamathensis goyatoka, 694 nucleotides. RefSeq names its product NADH:ubiquinone oxidoreductase subunit B5 (gene ndufb5). The transcript is spliced from 6 exons. Lineage: Eukaryota; Metazoa; Chordata; Actinopteri; Cypriniformes; Leuciscidae. The record is from RefSeq and is a predicted model, not a curated record. Bases 43 to 603 code for a protein of 186 amino acids.
CAAUCAGUGAAGCCCGUGUGUUCACGCGCUCCCUCAACAGUCAUGGUGGGUAUGAGCGUAUUGAGGACGGCGGCUGCAUUUGCAGCCAGAUUAAACCCGCUGAAACGAACAUGUCAAUCCUCAAAUCUACUCUCCAGGACUGUUGCACGUUCAGAACAAGUUGUUGUCCGUCAUGGGAGCCAUGGUAAAAGGAUGUUUAUCAUCAAGCCCACUGACUUCUAUGAUAGAAGAUUUCUUUACCUGCUGAGAAAUUACAUUCUUUACACUGGUAUCCCUAUGGUAGCACUUGUGACCUUUGUUAAUGUUUUCGUAGGAGAAUCUGAGCUAGCAGAGACACCUGAAGGCUACGAACCAGAGCACUGGGAGUACUACAAGCAUCCCAUCACCCGUUGGAUCGCACGUACCUUUUAUGACAGCCCAGUGAAGGACUAUGAAAAAAUGAUGGCACUUAUCCAAAUUGAGACUGAGAAAGCUGAAAUGAGACAACAACAACUUGAAGUCCGCAGACACAUGAGAGAAAAAGGAGAUGGACCCUGGUUCCAAAUUAAGACACUUGAUAAGAAUCUCAUCGACAACAGCCCCAAGUCAUCCCCUGAUAACUAGGAGGGGUCAUGUAUACCUGUCCAAAAUAUUCAGGCAUUAUACAAUGUAUAAUGUACUUGUUGAUAAAAAAAAAAAAAAAUUGCUUUUCCCC